Messenger RNA from Phragmites australis (common reed), 1305 nucleotides. Its product is annotated as protein PHOSPHATE-INDUCED 1 homolog. Bases 164 to 1105 code for a protein of 313 amino acids. NCBI's taxonomy places the organism in Eukaryota, Viridiplantae, Streptophyta, Magnoliopsida, Poales, Poaceae. The transcript has a single exon. The record is from RefSeq and is a predicted model, not a curated record.
GCCAGCCCUCCACUCUACUGUCUCGCUCAAGACGCUACACACUCCAUUGCCUCCUCGUGCCGUCUAUAAAUCCCGCGCCUACUCCCACCGCAAAAUCCGCAAGCAAGAUUGCAAGAACCAGCUGAAAUCACUCGACCAAGAACCAGUAGAACUUUUGGAGCCAAUGGCUUCUUCCAGUGCAUCUUUAGCAGUGACGCUGCUGGCGUUCGCGUUGAUGUUCCAGACCUGCCUCGCGGCGAGGAGGCUCACAGCGCUCGUGCAGGAGCCGGCCAUCACCAUGAAGUACCACAAGGGCGCGCUCCUGUCGGGCCGCAUCGCCGUCAACUUCAUCUGGUACGGCAACUUCUCCGCGCCGCAGCGCGCAGUGAUCACCGACUUCGUCUCGUCGCUGUCCGCGGCCCUGGCGGCGCCGCAGAUGCAGCCGCAGCCGUCCGUCGCCACCUGGUUCAAGACGGCGCGGAAAUACUACGCCAACUCCAAGGCGCGGUUCCCGGCCCUUCACCUGGGCUCCCACGUCCUUGACCAGUCUUACUCCCUCGGCAAGCGGCUCAAGGAGAGGGACCUCCUCAGGCUCGCCGCCCGCGGCGCGCCGAGCCAUGCCAUCAACGUGGUGCUCACGGCCGACGAUGUCGCUGUGGAUGGCUUCUGCAUGAGCCGAUGCGGCACGCACGGCGCGUCCCCGCGGUCCCGCUCUGGCCGAUUCGCGUACGUGUGGGUCGGCAACCCGGCGUCGCAGUGCCCCGGCCAGUGCGCGUGGCCGUUCCACCAGCCUGUGUACGGCCCGCAGGCGCCGCCGCUCACGCCACCCAACGGCGACGUCGGGGUCGACGGCAUGGUGAUCUCCCUGGCGUCCAUGAUCGUCGGCACGGUCACCAACCCGUUCGGCAACGGCUUCUUCCAGGAGGGCUCCGCGGACGCGCCGCUGGAGGCCGCCACGGCGUGCGCCGGCGUGUACGGCAAGGGCGCGUAUCCCGGCUACGCGGGGUCGCUGCUGGUGGACCAGGCCAGCGGGGCCAGCUACAAUGCGAAUGGGGCCCACGGGAGGAAGUACCUGGUCCCCGCGCUCGUGGACCCGGACACGUCGUCGUGCGCCACCUUGGGAUAGAUUUCGUAGAGCGUAACUGCUCCACACUGUGGAGAGUGUUGGUGGAUUCUUUCAUUUGUUCGAUGAAAAACAUAUUAAUUUCACUCGAAUCUUGUUCGUAUGCUGUGAUUUUGCCAACAAUUUGUACGGUUCACCGAAAAAUGUCCCUGCAUAUUGGAAGUGGAACAUGAAUAAAAAUGCGUGAACGCGUAUGAGAGGAA